Epinephelus fuscoguttatus (brown-marbled grouper) is the source of this 2143-nucleotide messenger RNA. RefSeq names its product multidrug and toxin extrusion protein 1-like. The record is from RefSeq and is a predicted model, not a curated record. NCBI's taxonomy places the organism in Eukaryota, Metazoa, Chordata, Actinopteri, Perciformes, Serranidae. The transcript is spliced from 17 exons. Gene Ontology annotation, molecular function: antiporter activity; xenobiotic transmembrane transporter activity. Gene Ontology annotation, biological process: xenobiotic detoxification by transmembrane export across the plasma membrane. Gene Ontology annotation, cellular component: membrane. Bases 72 to 1832 code for a protein of 586 amino acids.
UUCAGUUCCUGGAUAGCAUCAACGAUAAGACUGCAGUGGAGAAACCUGCAUUAGCAACUCAUACUGCAGACAUGGAGGCAGCCAGUGACAAGCUCUUCUGCUGCAGGUGGAUGCGCCACAGGGUUCCCCUGGCCCACAGAGAGGAACUGUACCACAUCCUGAGGAUGACAGGGCCUCUGCUGCUCUCUCGAAUCCUCAAUUACCUGCUACCAUUCGUGGUCACAAUGUUCUGUGGGCGUCUGGGAAAUGAAGUGAUGGCUGGCUAUGGAUUAGCUUCUGCUGCCAUCAAUGUGACCACUGCAGCAACAGGAGGUGGUCUGGGCCUGGCAUGUGAUACUUUGGUGUCUCAGACAUUCGGUGGUAAGAACCUGCUGCGGGUGGGAGUGAUCCUUCAGCGGGGCAUCAUCAUCCUGCUGUUGUUCUGUCUGCCCUGCUGGGGUCUGCUCCUUAAUGCUGAGGCCAUCCUGUUAUGUAUGGGCCAGGACCCUGAGGUGGCCAGAAUAGCACAGCUGUAUAUAACAGCCUUCCUUCCAGCUGUACCAGCAAUGUUUCUUUAUCAUCUUCAGGUGUCUUACCUGCAGAACCAGGGUAUAAUACUGCCACAAAUGUACACUGCUGUCAUGGCAAACAUAGCGAACGUGGUGACAAACUACAUCUUUCUAUACUGGCUGGAUCUUGGUGUUAGUGGAUCUGCAGCAGCCAAUACCCUGUCUUGGAUUUACAUUUGCACUUUUCUGUUUGCUUACAUCCGGUGGAAGAAGCUUCAUGUAACAACAUGGGGAGGCUGGUCUGUAGAAUCACUGCAGGAGUGGGGCUCCUACAUGAAACUGGCCAUUCCCAGUACAUUGAUGACAUGUUUCGAGUGGUGGGUUUAUGAGUUUGGGGGAUUCUUUGCAGGAAUGCUGAGUGAAGAUGAGCUGGCAGCCCAACAUGCUGUGAUAAUGGUGGCAUUCAUAACCUACAUGUUCCCCCUUGGAAUUCAAGCUGCGGCGUGUGCCAGAGUGGGUAAUGCUCUCGGUGCAGGAGACACUGCCAGGGCGCUUCUCACCGCCAAGAUGUCAUUCACUCUUGCAGGUAGUUUUGCAGUUGUUGAAGGUCUUGUACUCGGCGGUACUAAAUCAGUGAUUGGCCUCAUCUUCACCUCUGAUGAGAAGAUUGUCGGUCUGGUCUCCCAUUUGAUGGAUGCUUAUGUUUUCCUUCAAUUUUUUGACGGUCUUGUGUGUGUGUGCACAGGCAUCUUCUUGGGCACAGGCAAACAGAAGAUACCUGCUGUGGCCAAUUUCAUUGGAUACUACUGCAUAGGACUUUCACUGAGCGUCACUUUAAUGUUUGUUGCAAAACUAAGAGUUUUAGGUUUUUGGCUGGGAUUGCUCAUUUGUGUCGUCUUACAAUCCACCUUCUACAUCAUCAUCAUCUUCUUCAAACUCGAUUGGAAGAGAAUGACAGAGGAGGCUGUGAAACGAGCCCAGAAAAAGACACACAUGACAUGCACAGCUGCCCUGUCAGAUGAACAGACUGCAAGUAAUGGGAACUCAGUGGAUGGCUACAUGUCUGUGAGCACAGAGUGCAAUGAUGGGAACAGAGAGACACAGGGUGAACAUGUGGUCCAGCAUGGGAAGGGACGUGACCUCUCCAUGACCCAGCUGAUCAUCAGGCGAGGCCUCACUAUAUUUGCAGCCGUUGGACUUCUGGCUGUGGGAGCAAGUGUGCACUUCCUUGUGCCCUUGCCAGAGAUCCUGCCAUCCGAGGGCAACUUAACUUUGGACUGGAUCAAUACGACAUAUACUCCUGAUCAAAUUUUCACCACUGUGCUGCUCCCAGUAGAAGGAUAACCUUGAGAUCCUUAAUCACAAAAUUGUGUCAAACAUUGCAUUUAACAUUCUGAUGGACUCAAUGUCUUUGACAAACGGUGCCCAAAGCAGUGGCAGAUUGAUAAGAAUAUGAGUGGAUGAUUGGUUGAACUAAUGUUUUGCUUUAAGAGAUAACUUUAUUCUUUGGUGAUAGACAAUUUUAAUUUUUAGUUUUUAACGGCUCGUCAGAGCAUUUGUAAGUGCAACUCUUAUUUUAUGGAACCAAAAAACACUGGUGGUUGUAGAAAUGUGAAAAGAUGUUCUAUUUUGUUUAAAUAAAAAAAGUGAUGUAG